ACAGCAUCCAAAUUUCCUAACAUAUUUAAAGUAUUAUUGUUGAUUCGUAAAGGAUAGGAUGUGACGCAAAACAAAUUCUAUAAAAUGUUGAAUAACUGGGGCAGAUGGCAUAAGUGUUUGUAUAUACUAUAUAUGGGACUGUACAUUUAAGGAAGCUGACAGCCUUGGCCAGCAUUUGCAAGUAAAACCUUGCGGAAGCCACAACUCUUUUGUUCGUCUGAUUUAAACGUAUCUUAAUUUUUCUCUGCUUGUGUAAGGUGUAUUUCUUCAGUCGCCUUAUUGUGUCCGUUUUUCAAUUAAAGAACAAAGAAUCGAAAUUAGCCACAAGGAAGUAUAAAUGAGAGAAACAGAAAUCAGAUUUCUAUUGCCAAAGUCGUCACAGCUUGUAUCACAGUUCGAAUUUGAGCACUUUUAUUCCGCGCGAAGUUUCAAGAGAAACGAUGAGUCUCAAGGCAACACUACUGCUACCUACUUCAUAUUCUCAACGAUCGUUAUUCUUUCAUUUUUCGGUAACCUCAUGGUACUUGGUGUUAUGCUAAUGAAACGUGGCGUAUUUAAGAAGGCCUACAAUAUCUUUAUCUUCAGUUUAGCCUGUACCGACGUCAUCACGGCGAUAUUUCUUAUUUUCAGUCGUUACCUUUACCUUCCCGACAUGCCUGCGAACAAGAUAUCAGCAACGCUGUUCUGCAGUACCAUCUGGAACGCUUGUAUUCUGUUUGGUCUUGGAUACGUUUCUAUCUAUACUUGUCUCGUUCUCGCAAUCGAGCGGUGGUUGGCGAUCGUGAAACCGAACAUAUAUCGAAAGAUGAGGCCGUCUCAAGCCGUAAUUAUUGUCGGGUUUGUCUGGUUUUGGGGCCUUCUAAUCCAAGCCACGACUUUGUUCCGAGCGAAACCCGACUUUGAAAAAGGCACCUGCAAGUGGACUAAACUCAACAUCGGCGAAGGUCCUUUUCCCUACAUCGACAUAACGUUACAAUGUGUUUUACCGUUUACGACAAUUCUUCUCCUUUACCUUCAUAUGUUAUACAAGGUCAAGAAAAUGCCGAAUCUGUUACAGGGACGUGGUGCAGCAAUAUCGAAACGCAUCACGAUUAUCGCUUUGGCUGCGUCAUGCGCACUCGUCAUUGGAUGGUUGCCCAGUCGCGUCAGCUUUAUGCUAAGCAAACUGAACCUGAACGAUGCAAAUGGUCUUCUCCACUUUUGGCUCGUGGCGUUUUCUUUCGCCAAUUCUUUCGUCAAUCCCUUCCUGUAUGGUGUUUACAGUUCAGAAUUUAGACGCGACUAUAAGGCGUUGUUGAGCAAACUCGUUUGUAUCAAAGGAAUGUCAAUUUCACCAAGCUUCGAUGCCUCGACAAAUAAAAGAAAGGGCUCCAUUCGCUUUAGUUUGUCAAAUGCAGACACUUUUGCAAUCGCUCUUGAUACUGAUGUAUGAAACCAAGGUUGUCUUAAAAUUACUUUUUGAAUGUAUAUUAUGAAUGAUAAAAUUGCCUUGUAAAGUAAACGGUUUGAACCCGGGGGUAUCGUUACAUGUUUGUAAAUGUAGAUAGUCCAG
Xenia sp. Carnegie-2017 is the source of this 1552-nucleotide messenger RNA. RefSeq names its product galanin receptor type 1-like. The transcript is spliced from 3 exons. Lineage: Eukaryota; Metazoa; Cnidaria; Anthozoa; Malacalcyonacea; Xeniidae. Gene Ontology annotation, molecular function: G protein-coupled receptor activity. The coding region runs from base 338 to 1432 and encodes 364 amino acids. Gene Ontology annotation, cellular component: membrane. The record is from RefSeq and is a predicted model, not a curated record. Gene Ontology annotation, biological process: G protein-coupled receptor signaling pathway.